Molecule: messenger RNA, 2400 nt
Organism: Capra hircus (goat)
Lineage: Eukaryota; Metazoa; Chordata; Mammalia; Artiodactyla; Bovidae
Gene: RAB5A
Product: RAB5A, member RAS oncogene family
Exons: 6
Coding region: 490-1137 (215 amino acids)
Molecular function (GO): GTP binding; GTPase activity
Source: RefSeq, a predicted model, not a curated record
GCUACGUGCGGCGACGUGGCGGCGAGGCCGGCGCCCGGCGGCGGAAGUGGCUCUCGCGCUGGGGCUGGAGUGUUUGUGUUUUGGUUCGCGGAGGAGCCGGCGGCGGGCCUGAGGGGAGGAGGGAGGAGGAGGAAGAAUCAGUGGGAGCUCGAGCGCCGGGCGGCGGCGGCGGCGGCGGAGGAGGAGAGAAAGGAAAGAGGAAGGCGGAGCGGAGAGAGGCGGGGACGGAGCCCGACGGGGGCGGCACCGCGGCGCGAUCCCCGCACCGUCCAGUCUGAGGGGAGCGGCGCGACUGGAGGACACGCCGCCGCCGCCGCUCUUUAGGCCCUGCCUGGGCUGCGCCUGGAACCUGCAGCCGGAGCUUCAGCGCCGCAGCUCCACGCGCGGCGAGCCCAGGUUUCUUUACCUCCAGAAAGAAAAGAAUUGACAUCUUGCAUCCUGGAAGUUCAUUUAAGAAACUGAUAUUAGUGACUUCUUUCAAAUUUGGACAUGGCCAAUCGAGGAGCAGCAAGACCCAACGGGCCAAACACUGGGAAUAAGAUCUGCCAGUUUAAACUGGUGCUUCUGGGGGAGUCUGCUGUUGGCAAGUCGAGCCUUGUGCUUCGUUUUGUGAAGGGCCAGUUUCAUGAAUUUCAGGAGAGUACCAUCGGGGCUGCUUUUCUAACUCAAACAGUGUGUCUUGAUGACACGACGGUAAAGUUUGAAAUAUGGGACACGGCUGGCCAAGAACGGUACCACAGCCUGGCGCCCAUGUAUUACAGAGGAGCCCAGGCCGCCAUAGUCGUGUACGAUAUCACAAACGAGGAGUCCUUUGCCAGAGCCAAAAACUGGGUUAAAGAGCUUCAGAGGCAAGCCAGUCCUAACAUUGUAAUAGCUUUAUCAGGAAACAAGGCCGAUCUGGCAAAUAAAAGAGCUGUCGACUUCCAGGAGGCACAGUCCUAUGCGGAUGAUAACAGUUUAUUAUUUAUGGAGACAUCAGCUAAAACAUCAAUGAAUGUAAAUGAAAUAUUCAUGGCAAUAGCUAAAAAGUUGCCAAAGAACGAACCACAGAAUCCAGGAGCAAAUUCCCCCCGAGGAAGAGGAGUCGACCUCACUGAGCCCACGCAGCCCACCAGGAGUCAGUGCUGCAGCAACUAACCCUCCAGUGUAAACUCCCGGAAUGUUCUUCUGCUUCCUAAUUGUUAAUAACAGUGGAAUUGGAGCAUUUAACCAGCCCAGUGUGACUUCCAAAAAGAAGAGGCUUACCAAUAGUCAAGUUUCUAAUACAGAAUUAUUUUCAGUGUUUUGACCCUAAUCAUUAGUGGCAUGCGUGCGGCCCUCUGACCGUGUCUCGGCAGUGAGGGGCGGGGAGCCGUGUGCACGGCUGUCUCCUUGGAAGGUUAGCAGGGUUCACUGCUCUUCUCCAGGGAUGUAGACAAAUGACUCUGAAGCCACAGUGAACCAGCCAGUUCUGUGAAAAAAAUUUGGAACUUACUCAUUUGGGCUUUUCAGAAAAAACUUCUUGCUUUGGAAGGAAGUUCUAAAGAUAUUUAUGCUUAGCUGCCAUAUCCAGGCAACCUGUAAUUUCUCUUAGUGUCCUUAUUUAAAGUAUACAUUCCACAUUUUAACAAAUUUGCCACAAGGAAACAGUCCCACAUCUUCAGUGGGAAGAGAUGAACAUUAGUGGCAUCUAAAUUACAGCUAAUCCUGUUGUUUUUUAAAAUGGGGUAAAAUGCAUCUUAAAGGAUAGUGUUCCCUUCAAACAUGUGAGUUCUUCAACAAAAUGAAACAAACCAGGUGUCUGUGAUUUCUGUGUAAUCACUGCUGGCCAUUGCAUAGGUUUUGUUUGGGUGUAGGGAGGGGGCCUUUGUGCCCUUUGGACAUGAGUAUAGUCAGUGCACUAACAAUUAUGGACAGUCAAGCUUGAUCAUUUUAAAUCCGCUCUUCAGCUGCACUGUAAAUAGGGGCCUGCUUUGUCGUCUCCAUGUAUGUUUAUUACUUUUCGGUAAUAUUUAAGAGUUGCUUAAAAGUAUACAAAAUGUACAGUUACUAAAACAGCUAAUUUUUUCCUUUUCUCCCCCUUUGAAAGGAAGGGGCUUCAAUUGUUCCUACCUGGCUAGAACCAUGAUAAAAAAUAUACCAGUAAUUUGUAACAUAAGUAUUGGAUAUGUUAGUAACAACCUUGCAGCCUUGUUUUCCAAAGUUCAUUUUAUUUUGAUCAGUAUAUUGCACUAACUGUUUUAGGCAUUUUCAUUAUAUGAAAUCUACCAUGUGUCAGAGAUGAUUUAAUCUAUUUAAGUGUUGAACUGCUAGCAGACUUGUACAUCUACAGUGAUUCCGAAUUAGUAAGGAGAACAGUUCACCAGUGCUUAGUUUCAUGUUGAGGUGCUCAGGUUGGAAUAAAGUGGUAUUAAAAAGCAA